This is a messenger RNA of Closterium sp. NIES-65, 1341 nucleotides long. NCBI's taxonomy places the organism in Eukaryota, Viridiplantae, Streptophyta, Zygnematophyceae, Desmidiales, Closteriaceae. The record is from the annotation of a GenBank genome assembly.
AUGGAGGGUUCGGCGACAGGGGGAAAUCACGGAGGCGAUCCUCGCGCCGAGCAUGCCGCAACCAAGGAGUCCGAGGAGGCGGCAACGCAACACCAUCUGACGCUGCUCCAGCCGAGCGUGGUCGAAGUUUCUGCAGCCGUGCUGGAUAAGGACAAGGUGGCACAGCACGAGUCGGUGGGGCUGGUCGGUGGCUCUCCUCCUUCUGGUGGACGGGGAAGGCGUAGGCAAAGGAAGAGCGAUGGGGAGGAGGAUGAUGACUCCGCCGUGCCCGGGGACCUCACCACGCAGGCGAAGAGGUGCCAGACGACAGGUAGUGCUGACAACGCCGGAGGCGCGGAAGUUGACACACCGCGAGGCGCCAAGGAAGCUAGUGGCAAGGCGGGCGGUCAAGCAUUGCGCCAGAAGGGCCGCCCCGCAGCAAGAAAAGCAUCUGGCGGAAGGAGAGGCAAGAAAGCAGCGACAGGAACGAGGCCGAAACGGGGCGAUGAAGACCCCGGUGAUACGGAGGAGGAGGAGGAUGAGGAGGAGGAUGCGGAGGGAGAGGAGGAUGAAGAGGAAGCGGAGGAGCAAGACGCGGAUGUUGGGGAGGAUGCUAAAGAUGAGAAUGAUGGCGGGGAGGACAAAGAGGAGGAGGAGGAGGAGGAGGAGGAGGAGGAGGAGGAGGAGGAGGAGGAGGAGGAGGAGGAGGGGGAUGAGGAGGAGGAGCAGGGUGACGAGGAGGAGGAGGAGGAGGAGGAGGAGGAGGAGGAGGAGGAGGAGGCAUCAGAGAAGGAGGAGGAGGAGGAGGAGGAGGAGGAGGAGGAGGAGGAGGAGGAGGAUGUGGCGCCAGGGAAGAGACGGGGCGGGCGUGGCGGUCGGGUGAGUGGGACAGGGAAGGAGGGGGGCCGGACUCGCCCUUCCCGAAAACGCGGGGCAGGUGACGCUGCGCGCGGCGAAGCAGCGGGCAAACCGAAGGCGCGUAAGGUGAAGGUCGAAAGUGAAGGGGUUGGUAAAAAGCAAGGGAGCCAGGGUGCAAAAGGGGAUGGAGGAGGAAAGGGUGGCCGCGCCAAAGGGGUUCGAGUGGGUACCGGCAAGAAGGAACCUGCCGGUGAAAGUGAGGAGCACGAGCAGUUUGUUACACGGGAGGAGUUCCAGGCGCUGCGGUCUGAGAUGUACGCCAUGUUUGCACAGCUCGGCCUGCGUCGUGGAGUACCUGCCAGCUAUGCCGGCGGGUCGGCAGCCCUGCCUAUGGCUGGUACCCCGCCGCCGAUGAGCGCCGUGGACAAGGCACGAGUGCUAGUGUUGCAGGAGACAAACCCAUUCCCGGUAUGUGGCGGGCCAAAUGGGGCGGGUUGGGGUUGA